Gigantopelta aegis is the source of this 1094-nucleotide messenger RNA. RefSeq lists its product as uncharacterized. The record is from RefSeq and is a predicted model, not a curated record. The transcript is spliced from 6 exons. Bases 216 to 860 code for a protein of 214 amino acids. Lineage: Eukaryota; Metazoa; Mollusca; Gastropoda; Neomphalida; Peltospiridae.
CCCAAGUUCGUGUUAUGUUACCGAGAAGUCAAUAGAAGGCUACGGGUUUACUGCGUGUCACAUUAGAACGGAGACUCGGGGAGAGAUAAAGAUGUUUUCAGUGAAUGGUUACUUUUGAUUUACACCUCAAAUUUUUUUUUUUUUUAAAUCCAAAAAAAAACAAAUGUAAAAAAAUCAUGCAUAUGGAGUUUAAAUACUAACGGCGCUGGUGUGCUAUGCAGAUAGUCUCGAUUAUCUUCAUCCUGCCCGUCUGGGGACUUCUCGAGACUGUCGAGCUCUACCCACGACGUCACACACAACCACAGAAGAAUUGGCUGUUCCGGAAAUCCCUCUCUCUGGAGAAACGGCGGCUUGUUGCCAGGACGUGCAGUGUAGAGAGUAAGACGUUCCAGCCCGGAGAGAAGUUUGUUCUAGCCAGGACCGGACCCUGUGUCACCUACCUCUGUAGACCGUCAGGGGGCUACACCGUUAUCAAUCAGGGAGCCCAUUGUCGUGAUGGGGACACUUGCUGGUCACUAAACUCCAUCAGGACUCGCGCAUGCUCAAUAGAAAUGUGUGUACAGAAUGACGACGGUGAUACCGAUUUUGUCACGGUGCAGGAAGGAUGUGACUUUCACAACAAAUGCCAUCGGGUGGGCACCACGUGGUACCACGACUGCAACCUCUACAUGUGUAAAAUAGAAAUCACCCAUUUAGGGAUAGUCUUCAAAGUGGAGCUGCUAGGCGGACGUUGUCGUGACGUCAAUGGACUGUGCCACGAUCUCGGGGACUUCUUCCCUUACAAGAUAAGUGACACGGUGUAUGGAUACUGCUCCUGUACUUUUGCAGACGGACAGUUCAGCUACAAUUGUCUCCCUUAGAUCAUUCUGUUACAUGAUGUGUAAUUAAUACACCGUAUAACAUUUGAUUCCACUUAGAUGAUUAUAUCGGAAAGAGAGUGAUUCGUGAGUCAGUGCUUUAUAAUAAUUGUCAUAACUUGUCACGGGGAUCCUAUAAUACCCGUAACUGAAUGAAACACGAUUAUCCAAAUAUCUCUCCUAACUGUAUAUCUAUUAGAUCUCUCUGUAACGGGCGGUUAUACCCGCUGGCUCGUC